Molecule: messenger RNA, 1114 nt
Organism: Dioscorea cayenensis subsp. rotundata (Guinea yam)
Lineage: Eukaryota; Viridiplantae; Streptophyta; Magnoliopsida; Dioscoreales; Dioscoreaceae
Product: lactoylglutathione lyase-like
Exons: 9
Coding region: 104-985 (293 amino acids)
Cellular component (GO): cytoplasm
Molecular function (GO): lactoylglutathione lyase activity; metal ion binding
Source: RefSeq, a predicted model, not a curated record
UGAGGGGUAAUGAGUAAAAUUCAUCAAAAUUCCAUAAAUCCCUAUUCAGGUUUUUCUCGAACACUCCGAGCACAGAGCAGCGGUCUCGUUGAAAGGAUUUAGUAUGGCAUCUGGAGCAGAAGGGAAGACAGUUCCGGACUGUGAAAAUGCGCUUGAAUGGGUUCAAAAUGAUAAGCGCAGAUUCCUGCACGCUGUUUACCGUGUUGGUGAUUUGGACCGCACCAUAAAAUUUUAUACUGAAUGCUUUGGGAUGCAACUUUUGAGGAAACGAGAUGUUCCCGAAGAGAAAUAUUCAAAUGCUUUCCUUGGUUUCGGGCCAGAAGAUUCUCACUUUGUAGUGGAACUGACAUAUAACUAUGGAGUCGAUAAAUAUGACAUUGGCGCGGGGUUUGGGCAUUUUGCAAUUGCAAGUGAAGAUGUCUAUAAACUGGUUGAGACCAUCAAGGCCAAAGGUGGGAAGAUCACUCGUGAACCCGGUCCUGUUAAAGGAGGGACGGCGGUUAUUGCUUUUGCACAAGAUCCUGAUGGUUAUCUCUUUGAGCUUAUUCAAAGGGGCCCAACACCUGAACCUCUCUGCCAAGUCAUGCUCCGUGUAGGUGAUUUGGAUCGUUCCAUCAAGUUCUAUGAAAAGGCUUGUGGGAUGAAGCUUUUGAGGACAAUAGAUAAUCCAGCUUACAAGUACACACUUGCCAUGAUGGGUUAUGCUGAUGAGUAUGAAACAACUGUUCUGGAGUUGACAUACAACUAUGGUGUUACAGAGUACACCAAGGGGAAUGCAUAUGCUCAGCUUGCUAUUAGCACUGAGGAUGUCUACAAAAGCGGUGCAGCUGUUGAAUUGGUUACAAAGGAGCUAGGUGGGAAAAUUACUCGACAACCAGGACCAAUUCCAGGAAUUAAUACCAAGAUCACCUCCUUUCUUGAUCCAGAUGGCUGGAAAGUGGUACUGGUUGAUAACUCAGAUUUCCUGAAAGAGCUUGGGCUGUGAUAAUGUUGUAGUGCAUCUCUUACUGCUAUGUUAUUGCCUUAUUGGGGAAAUAAUUGCAUGACUCUGAUGCCAUGCAACUGGAUUGUACGGAUGCUAUAUGAACCAUAACUAAUUCCCUAGUGUUCUUAA